Messenger RNA from Paramuricea clavata, 6967 nucleotides. The record is from the annotation of a GenBank genome assembly. NCBI's taxonomy places the organism in Eukaryota, Metazoa, Cnidaria, Anthozoa, Malacalcyonacea, Plexauridae.
AUGUGGCGCUUUCUUCUCCUCGCUAUUCAUUUCACUCUCGUCAACUGCUAUCAAAACAACAUAUUUACAGGUAUUUGAGAAACUAUUUUAUGUAGAAAUGAGCAGAUUACUUAGGUAGUCUAGUGAUGUUAAUGUAACUUUUGACUGUAUGACUAUAUACACUAUCAAACACAUGAUCUUAAAUUGGUCAUUAUAUUUUAAGUACUUCAAGUGUAUAAUAUGUGAUGGGAAGAAGCUCUGAGUGUGUAGUGCUGUUUCUUGUGGUGUUUCUGCUGGUGUUUUUGCUGGUGAAUAAGUGGUAAUCAUUUUUCAUUCUGUGAAAGAUAAGCUUUGACAAGUGUUCAUAAGCAUGAUUAUACAUCAUGAACAUCCAUUCUUUCGGUUUAAAGUUUUCUUCACUGACUUUAAAGAUUUUAGCGUGCAGGAAAGGAAACGCCGUUGUUGACCGUCCACACAAAAAAUAAUUAAAGAUAGUUGAGCAUGCAGUUCUAUGCGGCAAUCUUUAUAGCAGAAUAAAAUAUAACCAAACAUUCACAUAUUACACAUCGUAAACAGUGUUUUUUUUUACAUUUAGUUAACCUAUUUCACUUAACUGCUGUGGUUUUAUAUUUCUAAGUUAUCCAGCCAUUACAGCUUCAUAUAAAUGCUUAAAUAUAGAAAUAGUGAAUUUCAGUUAUAAUUUACAGCAGCCACAGGCUAUACAUCCUAUUUUGAGACAGCGAGAGCAGUAGAGCACGCUCUUGCCCCAAAGACAGAUAGUAAACACAGAGAUUUGUUGACUUAGCAUUCAGUUUGAUCAUUGAAGUGUUUCCAAAUGUCAGUCUUUCUUUAUCUAAACAUUCGUCUUACGCUGUGUAUAACAUUAACGUUCAGUUUGAGCAAAGUUGAGUUUGAUAAACUAUUUUUCAGAGCCAGAUCUCAUUUAAACACGUUCAUUAUAAAGCUUUUUGAGUUUAGUGUACAAGAAUUUACUUGUAGAAAGAUGAUGUCCCAUUAUUACUGAUGUUACUAAUAUUAAAUUAAAUCUAAAAACUGCGAUAUAUAUGCAACCAACAUUUUUUUAUGGAUUGUGCAUGGCUAGGAUACUGUUAUAGAAUUUCUGAACAAGAUCUUGAACUAUAAGAAUAACUAAAACGAGUGAGACAUUCUAGGUAGUAAGUAAGUGGGGUAUGCUAACCAUCCUCACUUGUAGCUGAGCUGAAUUACGACACAGCUCAACUUGAUGGAGUCGAAGGCUUACAAUAAGGCUGCCUCUGCUGCCACUGUAUGACUUAUGUCUGAUGACAGAACAUAGCUACGAUGGAAGGGUUAGUUUGGUAUUUAUCCCUCCCUUUCCUGUGGGAGAGGAAACAUGUGAUUAGCUUCUCACACAAGUGUCCUUUGCGAGGAUGCAAUACAUGAUAUGAGAAUUGAAAAAGCCCGGUAACAAUUAGUUGAAGGUUUUAUAGUUCUGAAUUCAAGGGCGUAUUUUUCAACAAAUGUUUCGGCAUGUUUCAUGUUUUUUUAUGACUCCCAUAAUGUUUGUGUAUUAACAGCCCUAGAAGCAAUUAGAAGUUUAACGCUUUCUUUCAUAUGGAGUUAACGAGUAAUCCUAUUGUUGUCUUAAGCUUUUUUCUUUAUCUAAUAUUCUUACACCUUUGGAAAGGUUUUGUUUUAAAAAGUGUUUAGUUUGCUCAUGGUAAUUGAUAUGGGUAUUGCUGAAAACUGCAUCAUAAGCUUUAUAGUCAAAAGAAAAAUCGGGUAAAACUGUCAGGCUUGUCUAUCUCAAAAGACAGAGUUAUUUCAUUUAAGCGUGUUACAAUGCGAUGUGUAUAGGCGUAGUAUAUUGGUACCUUUCAUGGCUAUGAUUCUUGCAAUAUGAAGUUGUUUGUGUCAGUGGCAUGAGAGGGCAACAACUCAGAACUAUCCCCAGGUCGUCUCCUCCAGCUUCUUCACUGCUUGACGGUAAAAUAGAAAUAUAUAAAAAUACACACAGACAAACAUAACCGAGGUCAGCAAAAACACAAUAUAUAUAGAACGUACAAUUAAAGUAUAUAUAACAGAAUUUUACAAAUUUUGAAACGUUUGUCCAGAAAUGACAUUAAAAUGACAUACUACUUUCAACUGAUGCUUAAUCGUCAAAACAUUCAUAUAGCUUCUCUUAUUGCCGUAUAUUGUCCAACAAAUUCCACUCGUAUCACGUUUAUCGCGCUGUCCAGUGACACCAGCUUUUUACUGAUACUUAAAUCAAAUCUCGUUCUAUCAAUAUAACAUUCUCUCAUUAAAUUUCAGAAAUUAUUUAAUUUCAAAAAUUUUAUAAUAAAAUAUAGAAAAAUAACGAGACUGGAUUGACUUGUUCUCAUAAUGAGAGGCAAAUAAAUUUACCUCAGUUGUAUCAGGGGGUGUGAUAUAGCUAGAGGUUUAUAGAAUAUAUAAAAAUGCAGUAUAUACAAUGCAGUUUUUGGUUAUGUUUUUACUGUGGCUUUAAAGUAUGCCGGUUUUCGGUGUACCUUAUAAGCCACGGUUUUAAUUAAACACCUGUUUGAUAAAUAUACAGACUACAGUAUGUCACAAACUGAAGACUUCCACUACUGGAUAAACGAUCGUAAACGUAUCUCAACAAAAAUAAUUACUGCGAUGAACAACGCAAUAGCAAUCAUCGGCAUUUGCCAUUUGGGUGCCAAAAAGGAGGUUAUUCCAAACGGUGCACUUUCCAAAAUACUUUCACCAGGCAUGGAAAUAUAAAGCUUGUCUAACUUUUUCAGCUCACUUGCAUCCAAGUCAACAUCCAUAACUUGACGAUGGAUUUCAUGGAUGAUUCUCUUCGAGUAACUCAAACAGUUGUUUGCUGCUGUAUCGUACCAAUCCUGUGCGGCCAUAAGAUACGCCCACUCUAUAUCAUAAUCACUAAUUCCAAUGACCUCAUAACAUUUAAACAUUCGAUAGACGCCACUCAUAAACACAUCGCCUGUCAUGCCUAUCUUAUAUUCUUGCCCAUCUGUUGUUGAAAGAUCAAUCCUCCGAACUUUUAUCGGAUUGAUGACUUGAAAUGAAUUAUGGGAAAAGAAGACACGGAGACCCAAGCUCAUAUUUGCCAGCUUACGACUCUCCUCCACGUCUGCAUUGCUUCGAUUUAAGAGAUCAGUUUGCAAGAACACAACAGAAGCAUGAUUAUUGUGGACAUUGACAUAAACAGAAAACGGUACUUUUACGGCAGAAAAAGCGGAAAGUUGAUCAAGUUCUUGCCUUGCUUCUUCAAAAGUCUUUCUACCUUUCUUAUAAUCUUCAAACAAUAACGCGAUUACUUUACUUACGGUUGCUACGCUUACGUAUUGAUUCGAUUUAUUUAUUGAGUUCGGUUCUUGACGUUGUAUUCUUACAGCCAAAGUGCGAUUUCGUUCAUUCAUUCUAGUUGUGCAGGUCCAACCAACCAACUUUGUAUUCCCUCUUAAUAAUUUUCACUAAAAUAGAAACGUAAACGACAUUACUGCUUUCUUUCGAGUCAUCAAUAACCCAUGAAUUUCUUAUUUUGUAUUCUAAGCCGCGCAGCGGGUGUUCAUUUCAGACUUUCCAUGACAAUAGACGCAAACCUUCCUCUGCAAGCGAGUUUCUAUUACGUGAUAGACAAACAACAUUCCGCCGUCUUGCGUGAGCUUCGAAUCCUUAAAGUCAAUCGUGAUUGAAUGAUUGAAAAAUGAAGAUUUAGCCUGCACUACAUGUGAGCACUAUUUAGAAACAUAGUACUUUGUGUGGCUAAUAUGUACAUAUAUGUCGCUAAAGCUACUUUAAAUUACACGUAGUUAAUUAUGAAAUACGAUAGGAACACAAUAAAGUGUGUUCAUCAUAAAACCGAAAAUAUAGCAACGUUGGCAAAAAGCUCUUGAUUCUCACCUGUGAAAUGUACUAUCAAUUGAGGAUGACACAGAGCCUUCGAACGAUUCUCCUACCAUUACUAGUCUAUGGAAUUCGUAAACUACUCGAAUACUGCCAUACUGUUGUAGUGAACGUCUCACACACGUAACCUUGUUGUAUUACAGGUGAACGUUAAUUUUGACCUUAUCUGGAACAUAUAGGCGCAAACUAAUAGUUGGGAAACUAAUUCACUGGAAAUUGACUUUUUCCAAGAACGAGCUAUUAAACGCUAUCCUAUUAGAAAUAUGAGCAAAACAGCCCCCCCUCCCCGCGUAACAAGAACGUUUGUGAAGAGGCAGUUGAGCGCGUUAUAUUACUGUGCAGGUGCCUUUUAUGAGAGAAGAGUCUGACCAGUUAUGCCCUACGUGGUAUAUACUUGUAUUUUUCCUCAGGCAGUUGAUUCCCUUUCCAUCCUCAGCUUAAUACCAAUAAGACACUCCAAGAGGACAAUUUUGAUUUGCAAGAGCCAGAAUACAUAAUGAAUGACCUCAGUCAAUAAAUACGAUUAAAUAAUAAGAGGUUAUUUACACGCUAUCUAUUUCUACUUUCAGCUGUACCAAAUGCUUUCUUUAAAGACUGUCUGUUGGAAAUUAACAAAUAUCGUAAACUACACGGCGCAUUCGCUCUGCGGUGGAGCGAUGACUUGCAGUAUCACGCACAAACACGGGCGGACAAAUUAGCUUCGGAUCAAUUCCUUCAGAAUGAUAUCGAGGUUGGGGACAGACUCGGCCAAGGUGAAACCGUCUCGUAUUUAUCUCCUUCCAAGGAAAUGUGUCGUACGUUCCCCCCGUCUGGCGAUUGCUAUGCAUGUCGGGACACUAUAGCAACUUGGUACAAUGAAUCCAAGCAUUAUAACUACAUCACUGGUUACUCUGUGGAUGGGACCAAACAAGUCUUACAUUUUACUCAAGUAAGUUGACUAUGCUGGGAAUGUUCAUUGUGAAGCCUGGUUGACACUAUCAAAGUUUCUGUGAUCACAGUAGGGAUUUUGCAUCGCUAAAUUCUAAGUUUUAAUGGAUUUGUUAGCCCGCGUGCAGGCCCCUGCACGCGGGCUAUGGGUUUGUAAGAAAUGUUUGAGAAAACUGACUCACUGUUUAACACUGAGUCAGUUUCCUCAAAUAUUUCUUACAAAUCCUUCAACAUUCCUACUGUGAUCACCGGCUUCGGGAGUGUACUGUCUAGCCCUAGGUUCGAGUUUGUACAGUCCAACAUCAUUCUCGUACCCAGAGCCCAUUUUGCAUGCGUCCGUUGACCGCGCUUUUAAAAGAAGGUUUCUGGCUACGAUAAUGAGUAGAACCUCUAUUAAGUAAUCACGUGUAAAAGAGCUGUUUAAUAGGAGUUAUGAUAACUAUGUUUUACUAGGGUCAUCGAAUUGUUUGUUUUUUCAGUUGGUUUGGAAAGACAGUGUCAAGGUUGGCCUGGCCACCGCGCUAAGUCCUCGAUAUGGCGUCAUCACUGUAGCUCGCUAUCAUCCACGUGGAAAUAUUGGCUUCCUUGAUGAUUACAUCAGAAAUGUCGCUCCAAGAGGUAAGAGGACGGUGUGAUGUAGAAACGUUAUGACGUCAACCUCAUACCCAGGGCUUCUGUGCAUGUAGCGCAACAAGCGCAUAAGCCCUGGGUACGAGGUUGCUUAUGUUGCUUAUUAUUUUAAAUUAUUUCCAUGUUCACAGGUAGUAAUGAUGGAUUUGAUGGGAAUGAUGGUGAUAGAGGCCAAGGAGGUCCCUCGUGUCGAAAAAGAAAAGCAAUAAUUCCAACUUAUAAAGGUGGCAGAGAUUUUUGUUCUGAGUUCAGCUUUAGUAGACAUUGUUUUGGAAAUUCCGUUCGUAUACUAUCCAUCGGAAAUAUUGUUGGAGAAACAUAUUUUGCUUCCAAGGAAAUAUUUUCCAACAAAUUUAGCAACAUUUUGUUCCCUGAGUGUAAUUUUUGUUGUACAAACAAUUUGCAAAAAAUCGUAAGCUUUUUACACAACAGAAACAAAUAAUCGUUUUGUUUUUUAGAUUGUGUUAACGAGUAUGGAGACGAUCUUUGCGAUUUUUAUGCUCAAUUACCUGAUUAUUGUGAAUAUAACGCUGCCUUUAUGAAGGUCAGCUGUGCGAAAAGCUGCGGAGUUUGUGAAAGUAAGUAUUGCUUGAACGUUUUGAAAUGAGAUAUUUGCAUCAAAUUAUUUCUUCAUUUCGUAAUUUAAUUAUUUUCUUUUUGAUUUUUCAGAACGAUUUCCUGCUCCUCCAGUGAUAGAAAGCGAAGGUAGAAAACAGUUCCAACUCCAGUUUAUCUUUUAGAAAAGCUCCACUGUAUUUGGAGGAUGAGUUUUUACCUCAUUAAUUACCCAGUGUUCUCGAGAGCUGACUGACCAAGGUCGUUUGCAAAACCACUCUCGCAUGGUUAUUGAUGAGAAUUUAAGCUUCGUCUUCACUACGACACAAGCAUAAACUUAAGCAUAAGAAUAUCAAAACGUUGCGUUCCUUUCCAUUCCAUUCCAUUCCUUUCCUUUCCUUUCCUUUCCUUUCCUUAUGCUUAUGUUGUUGCUUAUGCUUGCGCUUCAUCUUGCAUUGUAGUGAGGACACAAUAUAAACACAAGCAUAAUAACAUCACAGCGUUCCGCUUGCUUGUCCAGGUUAUACCUUGCGAUGCCGUGACACAAAGAUUAUUAGAUUAAUUGUGUUUGAUAUUUCGAAACUUGCGAUAAAUUGCGUCCUCUCAUGCCUAUUAUUUCAGCCAAGAGCUCUCCUGUACAGCAGGCUUGAUGUGUGCUUCACACUCAUGAUUUCUGAAUUAUUUUCAUCCUUUACGCUAUUUUUUUGUAGGUGAAAGAAAGCUUGAGUUACAUUGGCAAAUCGGCAAGUGGUUUAAGGUACAAGAUCCUUCAUAUUCGCUUGUGAGGAUUGUUGUAUCCACGUGAGGAUUGUUGUAUUCAUUUUGUAUUUUUUAACUCUAGUGUCACGGAGGUUUUCAGAGGCGUUCAGUGAAAUGUUUCCACAAGCACAAUAGUCAUGACUACCUUGUUCGAAAUAAGUUCUGCAGACGUGAGCUGGGAGACGAACCCACAAAGUACAAAGAUUGCCCGUUAGGUGUUUGA